GUGGCCGUCUCGGUCGAUACUUUCCUCUCUCACCUGCUCAUCUUCCUCGACCCAGCACAUUCAGGCCUCUUUCACAUGCUGACGACCAAGAACGCAUGACGACACUCUGACCUCCGACGCCGACAAACACGACAUGACUGCCACGCGCCCUCGACCGCUCAAACGUGGGAUUCUCGUUCCCGUGCCCACUUUUUUCAGAUCGGACGAGCAGCAAUCUUUGGAUCUCGACACUUUUCGAAAGCAUGUGCGAUGGGUAGCUCCGGCGGCAGUGAUGGGCUUGGUCGUGCUGGGCAGCAGCGGAGAAGGGGUCUCGCUCACUUACCAAGAGGCCGAACAGGUGGUCAGGGCAUGUCGGGACGAGCUGGACAAGGCGGGCCUCCUUCACACGCCCAUCAUUGCCGGAGCCUCUGGACAGUCGCUGGUCACGGCAUUGAGCGCUAUCGAGAGCGUGCACGGAGCAGGAGCAGAUUAUGCAUUGGUCUUGCCAUCAUCGUACUACCAUCAACACAUUGGGGAGCAAGGUGCGCAAAACUACUACGAGCGACUAGCAGAUCGAGCUGCUCUUCCGAUCAUGAUCUAUUCGUAUCCUGGAGUCACGGCAGGCGUGGACUUGUCUGCCGAGCUCAUCUCUGCUCUUGCAGAGCACCCAAACAUACGUGGGAUCAAGCAUACCGAUCACGACAUCAGCAAGAUCGGUCGAACUGCGGCCAGCUGCGCUCUAGACAAGCAAGGCAAGAGGUUCUUGGUUUAUGCCGGCGCUUCAGAUUACUUGAUAGGCGCUUUGUCCGUAGGUGCGCACGGAGCUAUCUCCGCCAUGGCGAACGUGGCCCCGCGAACAGUCCUCGCAUGCUUCGAUUUGUGGAAUGCUAGGCAAAGAGAUAGAGCGUUGGAAGUUCAGCGCAUCUUGUCCAGCGCGGAAUGGGAGCUUACAAAAGGAGGCGUACCUAUGCUGAAAGCCCUAUUGGAAGUAUACAAGGGCUACGGAGGCAGUCCACGUCUGCCUCUCGUGUCAACCGAAUUGGAAGACAAGACAAGCGUACGUGCGACGUUCGAGCAGCUGAUGGAGCUCGAACGCAAAUGCGCAGAGCCUCAAGAUGCUUCCCUGUCACGCAUCCGGGCCUCAUCAGAUGACGACGAGGAUUCGGAACCGGACGAGGAGCAGCUGGAGGAGAGCAGGAGGAGGCUGGGCGAGGCUACAAAGGAACUGGGCGCUGCUCGAGAAGCGCUUCGCAAUGCUUAUCGUUGA
Messenger RNA from Ceraceosorus guamensis, 1246 nucleotides. RefSeq names its product aldolase. The record is from RefSeq and is a predicted model, not a curated record. The transcript has 5 exons. Gene Ontology annotation, molecular function: 4-hydroxy-tetrahydrodipicolinate synthase activity. NCBI's taxonomy places the organism in Eukaryota, Fungi, Basidiomycota, Exobasidiomycetes, Ceraceosorales, Ceraceosoraceae. The coding region runs from base 134 to 1246 and encodes 370 amino acids.